CUUUCUACCCGUUCGAUUGAAAAAACCCCAAACCCGCCUCCCCCUUUCCGAUUGAUCAGUCGAUUCAGCUAGCCGGCGUCGAGAGAUUGUCACCUCCAGCUGCCGCAGAUCUAGCUUCGAUUUUGAUUUCGUUUCUGCGGAGCCGAGCACGAGGAGAAGCAACCGACCAUGUCGUUGAGGCCGGGAUCGAAGACGGAGGUGCGGCGGAACCGGUACAAGGUCGCAGUCGAUGCGGAGGAAGGUAGGCGGAGGAGGGAGGAUAACUUGGUGGAGAUCCGGAAGAACAAGCGGGAAGAGAGCUUGCUGAAGAAGCGCAGGGAAGGCCUUCUUCAGGCCCUGCCGCAGCAGCAGCAACCGCUGCUCGAUGCUGCUCAUGACGGUUCCGCCGCGGCUGAUAGGAAGCUAGAAAGUCUUCCAGUGAUGAUUGCAGGUGUUAUGUCCGAUGAUAGGAAUUCACAGCUAGAUUCGACCACACAGUUCAGGAAGCUGUUGUCAAUAGAACGUAGUCCACCAAUAAAUGAGGUUGUACAAUCUGGUGUGGUUCCUCGAUUUGUUGAGUUUCUUGCAAGAGAUGAUUUCCCCCAGCUUCAGUUUGAGGCAGCUUGGGCUCUUACAAAUAUUGCUUCUGGGACAUCAGAAAACACCAAAGUUGUGAUUGAUCAUGGGGCUGUGCCUAUAUUUGUUAGACUCUUGGGUUCUCCUGCUGACGAUGUCAGGGAACAGGCUGUUUGGGCAUUAGGUAAUGUUGCUGGAGAUUCACCCAGAUGCCGUGAUCUUGUGCUUGGUCAUGGGGCAUUGAUGCCAUUGCUUGCACAAUUCAAUGACCAAGCUAAGCUCUCUAUGUUGAGGAAUGCAACCUGGACACUAUCAAAUUUUUGCAGGGGCAAGCCACAACCUUUGUUUGACCAGACGAAGCCUGCCUUGCCUGCUCUUGAACGUCUUAUCCAUUCCAAUGAUGAGGAAGUUCUGACAGAUGCCUGUUGGGCUCUAUCAUAUCUCUCAGAUGGAACUAAUGACAAAAUCCAAACUGUUAUUGAGGCUGGGGUAUGCCCCCGGCUUGUUGAGCUUCUUCUUCAUCCAUCUGCAACGGUGCUCAUUCCUGCACUACGCACAGUUGGAAAUAUUGUGACUGGGGAUGACAUGCAAACUCAGGUAUUGGUUUCCUGGUUAUUUUGUCUCUUUGUCUUGCAUUUAUCAUUUGGUGCAGGAAUGUUAUUGGAUUUGCUUUUGGUGUAUGCAUGUCAGAAGUCUAAGUUCCAUCAUCCAUUGUGGCUAUAUAGUUAAUAUGUACCUAGUGCUCAUUUUUUUUUUAAUGGGAUUGACAUAAAUGAUUUAUAUCAUAUCUUCAAGUCUUGCACUUCAACCUAUUCAACCUGCUAAACAGCUGGUUUUGGAGAAUCAUUUGCAUUGAUACCUUUGUCUGAUUCUAGCAAAACGAGAUUAUUUCUUUCUAUGAUCGAGGAUGACAAGAUGAAAGACUCAUUAUGGACGGUUGAUGGUUUUGUAUUGUGAUUGCUAAUUUAAUUGGAUAUGGGUCAAAGCAAGCCUCCUUAAAAUUGGCAUUUUAAGUUUUUGCAAACUAAAGAUUCUGUAGUAGCUUUACUUGCUUGGAAACUGGACCAGUGAGGACAAGAAAUACUAUGAUCCUUAGGCCUUCUCUUUCUCAUAAGUUCUUACAGUUGGUUCUUGGUUGGGUCUGGUGUUCUCUUCCAUUGCAUUGAUCUUUCAUAUACCUGGUUCGGUUUUAAUUGAUAGCGAGAUGCAUGAUGCACUUUUUUGCAUUCUAUGGUUAUUGGUGUUACCCAACUGGUGCAAAUGACUUUCAUAUUAGCCAUUCCAGCAUUUCAUGUUUGCUCAUUCACAUGAGAAUAUAUGAUUCCUCUUUGCCAUACCUUAUCUCAGUGCAUGAUUGAGCACCAAGUGCUGCCUUGCCUUUUGAAUCUCUUGAGCAAUAAUCAUAAGAAAAGCAUUAAGAAGGAAGCCUGCUGGACAAUCUCCAACAUCACAGCUGGAAACGUGAAUCAGAUACAGGCUGUUAUUGAAGCUGGCAUAAUUAGCCCUCUCGUCCAACUACUUCAAAGUGCAGAGUUUGAGAUUAAAAAGGAGGCUGCUUGGGCCAUUUCCAAUGCUACAUCUGGUGGAACCCACGACCAGAUCAAAUUCCUAGUGAGCCAGGGUUGCAUUAAGCCACUAUGUGAUCUCCUAAUCUGUCCCGACCCAAGAAUCGUUACGGUCUGCUUGGAGGGUCUAGAAAACAUUCUGAAGGUUGGGGAAGCUGACAAGAAUUUAGGCAACUCUGGAGACGUAAAUGUGUUCUCUCAACUCAUCGAUGAUGCAGAAGGGUUAGAGAAGAUUGAGAAUCUGCAGACCCAUGACAAUAAUGAUAUAUAUGAAAAGGCGGUGAAGCUUCUGGAGACAUAUUGGUUGGAGGAGGAUGUUGACCCCGUCGCUCCUGGUGAUCCAGCCCAAGGUGGAUUCAAUUUUGGAGGCAGCGAACCUCCCGUUCCCACAGGAGGAUUCAACUUCAGUUAAAGAUCAUUAGGAUGUGGGUGGAAUGAAGCCGAGUGUCCUGUUUGUACUGAAGGCAGAUAGAUGUUUUUCGGUGGCAAGCACAGUCCCUUCCCCUGGGUAGUGAAAAUACAAAACAACGUUAGCGCGGUUCUGGUUGAAAGAAUGCGUAGUGUCGGGGGGUUGUUCAGUCGUCGCAAGCAGGUUUGUUUGUAUCCCACAACUGGUUUUGUUGCUACCCCAAUUUCGAUCGGACAUUUUGCUGUUUUUAACAUCAUACAAUGUAGAGCCUUGUUGAGCUCUCUUGUUUCACCCCCAGCUUCCACCUACUGUUGUUUUAGUUUUAGGAAAAUUCAUACGGUUGAAAUUUGGGUUUUUGCUUGCCCAUCAUUUGUUAUGGUCUCCUGUCUGUGAGUGAGUGAGUGAUAGAGAGGAAUGAGUAGUGCAUCAUACAUGUACUACUCUUGCGAUUUGGAUACUACUGUGAUACACGUCAUACACAGUAAUUGUGACUUCAUUUCAUGGGACAAAAACUAUUGGCCACGCUGGCCUGGAGUGGAAAAUGUUAAAAGCCGUAAUAUAUGCAUAGUCCAUGAAACCGUAUCUAUUGGAGGCUAAACCGAUACACGGUAUUUAACGAUACUAACGGUUGAACUACGGU
Messenger RNA from Linum tenue, 3169 nucleotides. NCBI's taxonomy places the organism in Eukaryota, Viridiplantae, Streptophyta, Magnoliopsida, Malpighiales, Linaceae. The record is from the annotation of a GenBank genome assembly.